This is a messenger RNA of Cucurbitaria berberidis CBS 394.84, 1071 nucleotides long. Its product is annotated as glycoside hydrolase family 18 protein. Gene Ontology annotation, biological process: carbohydrate metabolic process. Gene Ontology annotation, cellular component: extracellular region. Lineage: Eukaryota; Fungi; Ascomycota; Dothideomycetes; Pleosporales; Cucurbitariaceae. The coding region runs from base 1 to 1071 and encodes 356 amino acids. The record is from RefSeq and is a predicted model, not a curated record. Gene Ontology annotation, molecular function: chitinase activity. The transcript has 3 exons.
AUGUCCCGCCCUUUGGCAACGUGCUUCCAAAUCUUGAACACGCCUACGUCUCUGACGCAGGCCCAGACAGAUACCAUGAACCUUCUUACGACAGUCUACAUCACGUUCCUCGCUGUUGGAGCAGCACUAGCUGGCUUUGACUCCAAGUCCAAAACCAACCUCGCAGUCUAUUGGGGUCAAAACUCUGCCGGUGGAACAGGAGGGCAACACCAGAACCACUUGUCAACAUACUGCGCCGACGCAGAUGUCAAUAUCAUCCUACUCUCCUUUCUCGUCAACAUGAACGGCGUUGAUGGGCAACCAGAACUCAAUUUCGCAAACCAAGGCGACAGGUGCGAUCAUGACACUAAACCUUUCAAGUGCCCGGAGAUCGAGGCGGGCAUCAAAGAAUGCCAGAAGAAUGGGAAGACUAUCCUGCUAUCGCUAGGCGGUGCCUUCAGCGAAGAGAAGGGACCUGUCGAUAAAGAGCGUGCUAAGAAAGACGCAGAGAAAAUGUGGCAGAUGUUUGGGCCUGAUCAGUCGAAAGAUAUCAUCCGUCCAUUCGGUUCGGCUUCGGUUGAUGGGUUCGACCUAGACUUCGAGCAUGAAGUGCAGAACAUGGUUCCAUUCGGGAAUGCGUUGCGUGAGCAAGCGGGUAAACACCCCAAAGAGCAUGGAGACCGACAAUUCUACCUCAGCGCCGCCCCAGUCUGCCAUAUGCCAAACCCGAUCGGUGGAGUACGGGACAUACUUGACCAGCUCCCCCUAGACAUGGUGUUUGUGCAGUUCUAUAACAAUCUCUCAUGUGAUGUGCGGGCAGGAUUCAACCUGGAGCAGUGGGAUGGCUGGGCAAAGGCAAAGAAUACUACGUUCUUUGUAGGGCUCCCGGCGAAAGAAGCGGCCGCUCCAUCUGGCGGAUAUGUACCUCCUGAAAAGCUUAGCGAGCACUUGCGAAAGGCGAAGGGCAUGGGCAAGAUGGGGGGCGUGAUGCUCUGGGAUGCCAGCCAGGCGUGGUCCAAUGACGGGUAUCAUCGGAAGAUCAAGAGCGCCCUAAACGCGACAUCGUCGUCGGGUCGGGCCCGUUUGUUCUGA